UGUUCAUACUCACCUUACACAUACACACGCACACAUACACACACACACGCACACAUACACACACAUUUCUCUGUCAACAACUAUAUUUCAUAUCUGGGAUCUUUUCAACCAGGAUUUACUCUUUAAGUCUGAUUUGGUCUUUAUUCCUCUGCAAACAUGACGAUAAGAACCGCCCGUCCAAACCGCGGGCAGCAUUACCAGCCCCGGAUUCAUUGCCUCAAAAAGCUGGAGAAUACUGUGGUGGAGAUGCAGAACCCGAGCAGUGGGGUUAAAGGCGCCGAGCAGAAACUCAACGUCACUACCAUCCCCCACGUCAUCGCUGGUAAGGACAUCGUCGCAUGGAUUGUCAAUAAGAUGAAGAUCACUCAGGAAGAGGCUCAGGCCUUUGCCACCAUGUUGGUGGCCUACGGCUACAUCUACCCUCUGCAGAACCACAAGAAGCUGGUGAUGUGCAAUGAUGCCAGUCUCUACCGCUUCCAGACCCCGUACUUCUGGCCUACACAGAAAUGGGUUGCAGAGGACACUGACUAUGCCAUUUAUCUGGCAAAGAGGAACAUCCGCAAGAAAGGUAUGCUGGAACCUUAUGAGCAGGCACACUACAACCACCUCCAUGAAUGGCUGAACCACAAGUGGGAUUUCAUUGUGAUGCAGGCUACUGAACAGUACAAGGUUGCAAGGGAGAGGAAGAAGCCGGAUCGUGUGGUGUUUGACUGUCAGGAGAGGGCCUACUGGAUUGUGAACAGGCCACCGCGUUACACCCACAGUGCUAUGGACUACGGUCCAGAUCGGCUAAUCGACCCCAGUGCAGAUCAGAAAAUCAGUUACGACGAGUACAGACGGAUGAACAUUUUCUACCAACAAGCCAUCAUGAGGUCAAAGGUCAAAUCUAGUGUGUCCCUCGGAGCAAUGGUGAAGUACAUCACAAACUACAAAAACCAUGACCCAUUCCUGGCUCCCUGUCUACCCAGCAACCCCUGGCAAACGGAAAGUGAUGCAUACUGGAAUCUGAACACGAGAAGAGUUGAUGUCCCCACUAAGAUGCGAGUAGAGCGCUGGUCCUUCAGCUUGUUUGAGCUGCUGAGCGACCUGCGGGGACGAGACGACUUCAAGAUCUUCCUCAAGAAGGAGUUCAGUGGGGAGAACUUGGCUUUCUGGGAGGCAGCAGAGGAGAUGAAGUGGGGCACUGCGUCCUCCAUGUCUACAAAAGCUGAGGCCAUCUUCAAGACCUUCUUGGCUCCAGGGGCCCCCCGCUGGAUCAACAUUGAUGGAAGGACUAUGGGUCUGACAGUGAAGGGCUUGGACCACCCUCACCGCUACGUCCUGGAUGCUGCGCAGACACACGUCUUCAUGCUCAUGAAAAAGGACACUUUCUUUCGCUACCUCAAGUCUCCUGUGUACAAGGACAUCCAGAAGAAGGCUCUGAACCCCGAGCCUCACAACUUCAGUGACUCCCAGGUGGAGCAGAAUGCCAGGAACCGAGGCAUGGGCAUCCAUCCCAUCAUCCUCUGGCAGCAGGAGGAGGAGGAGAGGGCCAAAGCCGCCAUUGCAUCCGCCCCCGUCGACGUCAAGGCCGUGAUGAGCAAGAUAGACAGAAAGAAGUAGAGUGCAGUGUGAAACGAGACAUGCCACUCACAUCAUGCCUGGGCAUGUCGUUUUGACCAAAGGGUUGGUUUCACUGUCCAAUUCAAUGAAAACAAUAGAAAUGCUGUGCUCUUUUUCGCAAAUGAUCACAAACAAGGAAACGUGAGAAAUCAUUACUUUUGUUUGAUGGAUACAACAAAAUGGCAGGCGUGUCUCCAGCAGUCUCUAGAUAUCCUGGUGAAGUCCAACACAGUGUAGUGCACAGGGAUGGACUGAGGACUGUCAGUCCUUCUCCCAGAAAGUCAAAUUCCCAAGAAAUGAGGAUGAGGAUGGGCUUCAUAUUUAAAAAAAACAAAAAAAAAAAAACAACAUGCUAUCUGAUGGUGCAAUGGCAGAUACCCAUGAGUUCUAUACAUUCCAAUGAUGCAUGGACUCACUGAACUUAAACAGAGUACGAUAGUCUUUUCCAUUCAAAUCAACAUGCCAGGAUGGUCGGAGUGGCUGCCAUUUUUAUGUGUAACUUGCCAUGGUAGGCCUACUGGGCUAGCUUCCACAUAAACCAACUUCAGGCAUCUUGUUGACUUUGUGAGGUGAGAGGGUUUGCAAUGGGGAUCAAGGCAGCGGAAAAAAAAUUGUGUUUCAACGGUCACUUUGUAGCAUUCAAGGCGUUAUUAUAAGUAAAAAAUAUGUUUGAUGAGGCUGACCAGCUAACCAUCAUCUGCAAACAAGCUUUGCUUCUGCUUCAACUGGGCAUCACUAGAGUAGAAAUAGAGCUGUUAGAGCUGUUAGCUGUUGGAGGUGAAGCGCAGUCUUUGCUAGUGUUAUGCUAAUCUCAUUGCAAAUGUCCGAUUUUGGUUGCUUUUCUUGUCUUUCUAUGCGCUGUGCAACACACCAGGACACACAGCUUCAAAUGUUCACAAUUGUUCUUGUCAUUGCUUUUUUCAGGCCUCAGCCACAGCACAACAUAUCAGAACAGUGACACACUUUACAUCCUGCUUACUUGUUACCAUAGCAUAGAACCAAAAUCGCAUAAUCGAGUUUGAGGUCAGCUGUUUUUCAUAUCCUCAGUAGAUAUAAAAGCAAUAUCAAGAUUUGUAUCAGCAAAUUAAUGAAUACUUUUGUGUUACAGAAUAUAUCAUAUUAAAAAAAGGGCAUAUGAAUGACUGGACUGUGGACUCACCAGGUACCAUGUACCACCACUGAGGCCAAGCCACCCAGGCCUUUAGCUGCAUGCCAUCACGUCUUUCCUCCUGCCUCUAGUCGACCUAUCUAAUGAAGCACCAAAUACACAAAAAUAAUCUUAAAAAAAAAAAUUGCAUUUUAUAGAUGAGCUGUUUUAUUCUUAUAAAAGGUACUGGAGAGUCGUGUCUUUUCCUGUUUAUUAAACUGCACAAGUAUGAGGUGAUACUGAAGUGACAGAGCCGAACAACAUGUAUACUCUCAGAAAAACACAGGUUCUUAAAUGGUUCUUCAAAAUGCUCUCUGGUUCUACAAAGAACCAUCACCUACUGAAGAACCUUUUUAUUGAGGAGAUGGUUCUUCACAUACUUUAUGUGGUUCUUUAAAGUACUAAAGGUUCUCCAUGGAGUUUUUUUGUGGAAGCAGCAUGAAAUUAGGACUGCAACUAACAGUUAUUCUCUGGAUUAAUCUGCAGAUUAGUUUUUCUCAAUGAAUGGAUUAAUGUCCUGGUCUAUAAACAUCAGAAAACAGUGAAAAAUGUCACAGCUGACAUUUUUAAUACCUGUCUGGAACUGAAUGAGGGAAAAAGGAACGUCGAGGAAUGGCCAACAACAUGUUGGUUUUCAACUUACCCAUAAUCAUUUGAUUUCAAAUGCUCAAAGAACCUUUUAUUCUGAAAAAUUAGUCUUUACUUAUUUUUCAGAAUUCUGAAUUCUGACCCAACUGAACCAGUUGGGUCCACAAAGAAUUUUCUUAAAAAUGGUUCUUUAAAGAACCUAUUUUUGGUUAGUGCUUCAAAGAAUUAUUUAUGGCUCCGAAAGGAACCAUUUUUUGAUGGUUCUUUGAGGCACCUUUGGGGGUUCUUUUAAAGACCAUCUACACAAAUGGUUGUUUAAAGAGCCUCUUGCUAAAAGGUUCUUUGUGGAACCCAAAAUCGUUCUUCUAUGGCAUUACCCCGAAGAACCAUUUUCAGGUCCAGUUAGCACCUUUAUUUUUCUGCGUGUACAUCCUGCUUGUCGGAGAUAUAGUGUUUGCUGCUGUAGUAUCUACAGGGUGAUGAUGGAGGUAAUGGAAUAUGGAAAAUGAGACACUGACAACAUAUUACUAUCCAAAAGACAUGUUCCACCUACUUCCAUGUUGUUUUUGAGGUCAUUUAGCUUAGCCUGAAAGCUUUAACCACCAUUUAUUUAUUUGAACAGUGCUAUCUAUUGUACUAACUAUAGUCAAACUAACACAAUAGUACGUCAGAGCGCUUAUGAGCUGGAAGAGCUUUUUGUAACAGCUCUUUGUGAGAUUUGUAUGUAAAUCUGGUUACAAAUUCUACAAUGUAAUAAACGCAAAUGAGUAUAACCCA
Myripristis murdjan (pinecone soldierfish) is the source of this 4114-nucleotide messenger RNA. RefSeq names its product regulator of G protein signaling 9a (gene rgs9a). Gene Ontology annotation, molecular function: GTPase activator activity. The record is from RefSeq and is a predicted model, not a curated record. NCBI's taxonomy places the organism in Eukaryota, Metazoa, Chordata, Actinopteri, Holocentriformes, Holocentridae. The transcript has 17 exons. Bases 157 to 1602 code for a protein of 481 amino acids. Gene Ontology annotation, cellular component: cytoplasm; neuron projection; plasma membrane. Gene Ontology annotation, biological process: G protein-coupled receptor signaling pathway; intracellular signal transduction; positive regulation of GTPase activity.